CCUCCAUCAGUGGCUGGAUCCGAGCCCAGCCUCUCCGCUCAUUGGACUGCGCAGCCGCGCCGCAUAGUCAGCCCAUGUGGCGUGGCCAGCGCGAUGUGACACAUUAUAAUUCACCGGAGACGAGAGGAGGAGGCUGUGAAGGAAACGCUCCCCUCACACUCACUGCAAACCACGGGGACGGACACACACACGUCCGCAGCUACACAACAGAGCACCGCCGUAACUCAGCAUGGACGAGAUCGUCAUCGCAGGGAUCUCGGGCCGUCUGCCCGAGUCCAACAACCUGGAGGAAUUCUGGGAAAACCUCAUCAAUGGCGUCGACAUGGUGACGGAGGACGACCGGCGGUGGACACCAGGGUCCGGCUGGUGGAGCGGGGGUCCCCCCACAGACUGCCGCUCAUGGAGUCAGGGAAGAUCCUGCCGGGAGUUCGGAUCAUCAUCCUCUAACCGGAAACCAAGGGGCCCAAUGGGGGGAGUCUCAUCUGGGCUAGGUUCGUCCCGCUUGUUAUCGUCCUCACACCAUGUGACGCGUUCAUGGAUGCUCCUCCUGCUGGCUUUAGAAAACGCCUUCCACGCCAUUCGCCAGGGCCACUGUGAUGCCGCUCUGGUGGGGGGGGUCAACCUGCUGCUCAAGCCCAACACCUCCGUGCAGUUCAUGAAGCUGGGCAUGCUCAGUCCUGGGGGGACCUGCAGGUCCUUUGACGCAUCAGGAGACGGGUACUGCCGCUCGGAGGCUGCAGUGGCGGUGCUGCUCACCAAGCGGGCGGCAGCCAAGCGCGUCUACGCCACCGUGGUCAACGCGGGCAACAACACGGACGGAUACAAGGAGCAGGGUGUCACGUUCCCUUCAGGCGCGAUGCAGCAGAGGCUGGUUCGCGCUCUGUACCAGGAGGCCAACAUCUCUCCAGAGCAGGUGGAAUAUGUGGAGGCCCACGGCACAGGAACCAAGGUGGGCGACCCACAGGAAGUCAACGGCAUCGUCAGUGUCUUCUGUGAAUCGGAGCGGGAGCCUCUACUCAUGGGCUCCACCAAGUCCAACAUGGGCCACCCCGAACCGGCCUCCGGCCUGGCUGCUGUGGCCAAGGUGUUGCUGUCUUUGGAGCGCGGCGUCUGGGCGCCCAACCUGCACUUCAGCUCUCCCAACCCCGACAUCCCGGCGCUCCACGACGGGCGGGUCCAGGUCGUCGACCGGCCCCUCCCCGUCCGAGGCGGCAUCGUGGGCAUCAACUCCUUUGGCUUUGGAGGCUCAAACGUUCACGUGAUCCUCCGUCCGGCUGAGCGGCAGACGGGCGCGACCGCGCCCCCCAGGACGGUCCCCAGGCUGCUGCAGGCCUGCGGGCGCACGGAGGCCGGCGUGGAGGCCCUGCUCCAGAAGGGGCAGGAGCACGCCGCAGAUGACAGCUUCCUGUCUCUGCUGAAUGAGCUUUCAGGAGCCCCCCCUGCAGGCAUGCCCUACCGGGGCUACGCUCUCAUUGGCUCCCAGAGCGCCGCCAGGGAGGUGCAGCAGGUGCAGGCGCCCGCCAGGCCGCUCUGGUACGUCUGUUCAGGCAUGGGGACCCAGUGGGCCGGUAUGGGCCGCAGUCUCAUGCAGCUGGCGGACUUCAGAGAGUCCGUCCUGCGGUCGGACGCGGCCCUGAAGGACACCGGCCUGGUCGUGUCCCGCCUGCUGAUGGAUGCCGAUGACGCCACCUUUGAGGACACCGUUCACGCCUUCGUUGGCCUCGCCGCCAUACAGAUCGCGCAGAUCGACCUGCUCACCAAGCUGGGUCUGCGGCCCGACGGCAUCGUGGGCCACUCGGUGGGGGAGCUGGCCUGCGGCUACGCCGACGGCUCCCUCAGCCACGCCGAGGCCGUCCUGGCCGCCUACUGGAGAGGCCGCUGCAUCAAGGAGGCCAAUCUCCCCCCAGGGGGCAUGGCCGCCGUCGGGCUGACCUGGGAGGAGUGCACGGCUCAGUGUCCCGUGGGAGUGGUCCCGGCCUGCCACAACUCUGAGGACACCGUCACCAUCUCCGGGCCUCAGGAAGCGAUCUCCACCUACGUGUCCAAGCUGAAGGAGCAGGGAGUGUUCGCCAAGGAGGUGCGCAGCGCUGGCGUGGCCUUCCACUCCCACUACAUGGCCUCCAUCGCGCCGACCCUGCUGGCCGCCCUGAAGAAGGUGAUCAAGGAGCCCCGCCUGCGGUCCCCCCGCUGGGUGAGCACCAGCAUCCCUCAGUCCCAGUGGGACUCCCCCCUGGCCCGGUACAGCUCGGCCGACUACCACGUCAACAACCUGGUGAGCCCGGUGCUGUUCCACGAGGGCCUGGGCCUGGUGCCUGACAACGCCGUGGUGCUGGAGAUCGCUCCUCAUGCGCUGCUGCAGGCCAUCCUGAAGCGGAGCUUGAAGCACACCUGCUCCAUCGUGCCCUUGAUGAAGAGGAGCCACACCAACAACCUCGAGUUCUUCCUCUCGAACAUCGGCAAAGUCUACAUGAGCGGCGUCGGCGUGGACGGGAACGGGCUCUGCCCCGCGGCCACGUACCCCGUGCCGGUCGGGACCCCGCUGAUCUCCCCCCUGCUGCAGUGGGACCACGCGCAGACCUGGGAUGUCCCCAAAGCAGAGGACUUCUCCGGGGGCUCGGCGGGACCCAACUCUGCGACCGUCUACAACAUCGAAAUGAACCCAGAGUCCUCCGACUACUACCUGAUUGGCCACUGCAUCGAUGGGCGUGUCCUGUAUCCGGCGACGGGCUACCUGGUGCUGGCCUGGCGCACCUUGGUGAGGAGUCUGGGGGCGGUCAUGGACAGCACGCCCAUAGCCUUUGAGGACGUCACCAUUCACAGGGCCACCAUCCUGCCAAAGAGCGGCUCGGUCCAGCUGAAGGUGCACCUCAUGCCGGCCACCAACCGCUUUGAGGUUUCAGAGAACGGGAACCUGGCUGUGAGCGGCAAGGUGAGCGUCCUGGAGGACGCAGCGCUCGAUUCCUUCCACGGUCAGAUAGGCCGGCCGGCUGGCGACAGCGCCGAGGACCCCAGCAUGAAACUCAGCACGCACGACAUCUACAAAGAGCUGCGACUGCGCGGCUACGACUAUGGGAAGACCUUCCAAGGCAUCCUGGAGUCCAACAAUGCAGGAGACCGAGGCAAGCUGCAGUGGGCGGGGAACUGGGUGACCUUCCUGGACACCAUGCUGCAGAUGAUCGUGGUCGGGCUGCCGGGUCGCAGUCUGCGUCUGCCAACCAGGAUCCGCUCUGUGUGUGUAGAUCCAGCUGUGCACCUGCAGAAGGUCUGCCAGCACACUGAUGGGAAGCAAGCUGUGGAUGUGCACGUGAACCGCUGCCUCGACAGCAUUGCUGCUGGCGGAGUCCAGAUGUGCGGUCUUCACGCCACUGUGGCCCCCCGUCGGCAGCAGCAGCAGAGCCCCCCCACGCUGGAGGAGUUUGUGUUUGUUCCUCAUGUGGACGCUGACUGCCUGAGGGACGACGUGACCCUCGCCGAGCAGCUGAGGCUCUGUAAAGGUUUGACCAAAAGACUGCAGAAGAAGUUGUCCUCCCACGGGGUCAAGCUGUCCCUCCCUGGACUACAGGGGGAGUCUGAGCGGCCGCUGCCCAGCCCCGAGCCCUCGCAGCCCGGCCUGGUGCGCCUGCUGGCCCUGCUGUGCAGCCUGGAGCUCAACGGAAACCUGCAGUCGGAGCUGGAACAGACGGUUGAGAAGGAGAGGACGUGUCUGCUGCAGGACGGCCUGCUGCAGGGCCUGCUGGACAGCCCGGCCCUGAGACACUGCCUGGACACCACCCUAGAAAACAGCACACCGGGCAAGAUCAAGAUCCUGGAGGCUCUCUCCAGCGAGGGCCGGCUCUUCCCCCGCGUGGCGGCGCUGCUCGGCAUCCAGCCCAUGCUGCGCGUGGACUACACCGCCACGGCGCCCAGCCUGGACCUUCUGGCCCCUCACCAGGCCGCCCUGGAGCAGCUGGCCAUCUCGUCCGCUCAGUGGGACCCGGCGGGGGGGCCGGCUCCUGGAGGCGCGGUGGAGGGCGCGGACCUUGUGGCGUGUAACCACGCCUGGGGCCCUCUGAGGGCGGAGCCCGAGCUCCUGAUGGCCAAUCUGGCUUCUGGAGCCAAAAAAGGGGGCUUUGUUCUCCUGCACACGCUGCUCAAGGGAGAGACGCUGGGGGAGACCGUUGCCUUCCUCUCCAGCAGCACGGCGAGCAGCGGCCAGCGAGGGCUGCUCACCCAGGCCGAGUGGGAGAAGGUGUUCUCAGAAGCCUCCCUCAACCUGGUGGCCGUCAGGAAGUCCUUCUAUGGCUCCGCCCUCUUUCUGUGCCGCCGCCGCCAGUCUCCAAGCAAGCGGCCUGCUUUCCUUCCUGUGGACGGCGCCGACUACCAGUGGGUGGAGACGCUGAAGGAGAAGAUGGCGGCGUCGCCCGACUGUCCCGUGUGGUUGACGGCCUCCAAGUCCCACUGCGGCAUUGUGGGGAUGGUCAAUUGUCUACGGCAGGAGCCAGGUGGCAACCGAAUACGCUGUGCGUUUGUGUCCAAUCUAAACGCGUCUUCGUCAGCACCGACCCUCCAGCCGGCCCACGAGUCCAUGCAGUCGGUGCUGGACGGGGACCUGGUCAUGAACGUGUUCCGGGACGGACGCUGGGGCGUCUUCAGGCAUCAGCUCAUCGCUCAAGAUCUGAACGAGGAGCUGACGGAGCAGGCCUACGUCAACGUGUUGACUCGAGGCGACCUCUCGUCUCUGCGCUGGAUCGCCUCCCCGCUGCGCCACUUUGUGACCAGCAGCCCCGACGUGCAGCUGUGCCGCGUCUACUACAGCUCGCUCAACUUCCGAGACGUGAUGCUGGCCACCGGCAAGCUGCCGCCCGACGCCAUUCCAGGGGACCUGGCUCUGCAGCAGUGCAUGUUGGGUAUGGAGUUCUCGGGCCGUGACCCCGCGGGUCAGCGUGUGAUGGGGCUGCUGCCUGCCAGAGGCCUGGCGACGAGCGUCGACGCUGACAAGCGCUUCCUGUGGGCCGUCCCCUCCAGCUGGACCCUGGAGCAGGCGGCCUCGGUGCCGGUGGUCUACGCCACGGCCUACUACUCCCUGGUGGUGCGCGGCAGGCUCCGCCCCGGAGAGACUGUUCUCAUCCACUCAGGGUCGGGGGGCGUCGGCCAGGCUGCCAUCGCCAUCGCACUCAGCCAGGACUGUAAAGUCUUCACCACUGUCGGCUCGGCGGAGAAGCGGGCCUACCUCCAGGAGAGGUUCCCCCGGCUCUCAGCAGAGUCCUUCGCCAACUCCAGAGACUCGUCUUUUGAACAGCACGUCCUGCUCCACACAAAGGGCAAAGGCGUGGACGUGGUGCUGAACUCUCUGGCCGAGGAGAAGCUACAUGCUAGCAUUCGCUGCCUGGCCCGACACGGACGCUUCCUGGAGAUCGGCAAAUUUGACCUGUCCAACAACUCCCCCCUGGGCAUGGCUCUGUUCCUGAAGAACGUGGCCUUCCACGGCAUCUUGCUGGACGCUCUCUUUGAAGAGGGCAACCGGGAGUGGGAGGAAGUGUCCCAGCUGCUGAAGCAAGGCAUUGUGGGAGGUGUAGUCCAGCCGCUGAAGACCACGGUGUUUGAGAGGGACCAGGUGGAGGAAGCGUUCAGAUACAUGGCUCAGGGCAAACACAUUGGAAAGGUUCUCCUGCAGGUUUGUCACGAGGAGAGCGGUUCCUCGGCCCAAACUGCUCCCACAAAGUCUUUUCUGGCCAUCUGCCGCACCUUCUGCCCCCCCUCCCACGCCUACAUCAUCACCGGGGGCCUGGGGGGCUUCGGCCUGGAGCUGGCUCAGUGGCUGACCGAGAGAGGAGCCCGCAAACUAGUGCUCACCUCCAGGUCGGGCAUCAAGAACGGUUACCAGGCGAAGCGAGUGCGUGAAUGGCGGAGUCGAGAUGUGGAGGUGCUGGUGUCGACCAAUGAUGUCAGCACGCUGGGGGGAACGCAGCGACUCAUCGCCGAGGCCAGCUCCCUGGGCCCAGUGGGCGGGGUCUUCCACCUCGCCAUGGUGUUGAAAGACGGCAUGCUGGAGAAUCUGACUCCUCAGCUCUUCCUGGACGUAAACAAGCCUAAAUACGACGGCACCGUGAACCUGGACAAAGCUACCAGAGACUCGUGUCCCGACCUCUGCCAUUUCGUGGCCUUCUCCUCGGUCAGCUGUGGCCGCGGCAACGCCGGCCAGAGUAACUACGGUUACGCCAACUCCGCCAUGGAGCGCGUGUGUGAGCAGCGCCGCCACGACGGCCUCCCUGGACUGGCAGUGCAGUGGGGGGCCAUAGGCGACGUGGGCGUGGUGCUGGAGACCAUGGGCGGCAACGACGCCGUGAUUGGCGGCACCCUCCCACAGCGCAUCGCCUCCUGCCUGGAGGUGCUGGACCGCUUCCUCUGCCAGCGGCGGCCGGUGAUGUCCAGCUUCGUUCUGGCAGAGAGGGCGGCGGCGAAGAGCGAGGCGGGGAGCCGCCGGGACCUGGUGGACGCCGUGGCUCACAUCCUCGGCGUGCGGGACGUCAGCAGCCUGAACGCGGACGCCUCCUUGGCCGACCUCGGCCUGGACUCCUUGAUGGGCGUCGAGGUUCGGCAGACGCUGGAGCGCGACUACGACAUCGUCAUGGCCAUGAGGGACAUCCGGCAGGUCACCAUCAACAAGCUGCGCGAGCUGGCCAGCAGCAAGCCCGGCGGCCCGGACGAAGGUCAAAGUGCAGCGGCGAAGGGGAGCGGCGUCCGCUCGUCGCUGGAGUCUGAUCUCAGCCUCCUGUUGGUCGACCCCAGCAGCCCCACAGUGGCGCCGCUCAACCACGUCCAGAGCCAGGAGAGGCCUCUCUUCCUGGUCCAUCCCAUCGAGGGCUCCGUCUCCGCCUUCAGGACUCUGGCCUCCCGGCUGAGCGUGCCGUGCUACGGCCUGCAGUGCACGCAGGCUGCCCCCCUGGAGAGCAUCCAGGCCCUGGCAGCCUACUACGUGGGCUGCGUGAGGCAGGUGCAGCCGGUCGGGCCCUAUCGCAUCGCCGGCUACUCCUUUGGGGCCUGCGUGGCCUUCGAGCUGUGCGCCCAGCUGCAGAGCCACAAUCUGCCCGUGGAGAACCUCUUCCUGCUCGACGGCUCCCACUCGUAUGUGGCCGCGUACACACAGAGCUACCGGGCCAAGCUGACACCAGGCAACGAGUGCGAGGCGGAGACCGAGGCGCUGUGUGCCUUCGUCCAGCAGUUCACCAGCAUCGCGUACAACAAGCUCCUGGAGACUCUCCUCCCGCUGCCCGACCUCGAGGCCCGGGUCAACGCCGCGGUGGACCUCAUCGCCUCCAGCCACAAGAACAUCAGCCGGGACUCGCUGCACUUUGCAGCCACCACCUUCUACUACAAGCUGAAGGCCGCUGACUGCUACGUGCCGGCGUCCAAGCUGCACGGCAGCGUGGCGCUACUGCGCGCCAACACCAGCAGCGACUACGAGCGGAGCCUGGGAGCCGACUACAAGCUCAGCGAGGUCUGCGAUGGCGACCUGUCGGUCCACGUCAUUGAGGGGGACCACCACUCCUUCCUGGAAGGGGAGGGGGCGGAGUCCAUCUGCAGCAUCAUCCACAGCUCAUUGGCUGGGCUCGGUGCGAGGGCGAGCUAGAGGGCAGCUGACCAUCGGACUGAUACCACGUUGUUCUACAGCCCCUUCCCCCGUGUCCCAAACGCACCUUACUGCACCCGUCGCUUCUGAUUUAGUUCUAAUCGUCCGUUCCAGCAGCUGUCACAGCUUCUGUGUGCUGAAGGACACGUAUGUUACAUUCCGCCGUGUUUUGAAUUAUAACAGGGAUUCAUUUUGAAGCAGAAAUCUCUCCACCCAACAGUCCAUUUUAGCCCCACGAUUCAUUAAUAAUUAACACUGUUCACAUUCAGAAUAUGGAAAAUACCAGUAAAACAUCUGCAUUAUGAAUCUCCCCUUAAUGAGCUGCCGGUGCACGUUCCCUGCUAACAAAGCUAGCUCGCCCCCUGAGCGCUAAUGGGCUCCGUGUCAGGCAGCAUGAACAGAGGUCACAGAGGUCACAGAGGUCUGUGGGGCCGCUGGAAGUCAUCGCGCACUCAGCAAGAUGCUACGCGAGUAGCUCUGCAGACCUUCGCAGGGAGACGAGCACUGCAACUCAAACCAAGAGGAGCAGAAGGGCCAUUCGAGGCUGACUAACAGCUGGAAGAGGUCGACAAACUCCUUCAAUCGGCUGCAGAGGAUCGUACCAGCCGCCUGCCGUCUGGACUGUAAUAGUCUUACAAAGCGUGUCCCACCUGUAGCGUGUAGCAUAGCAUAGCAUAGCUAACUCAAGUUCAGCAGUGUACAAACAGGCAGCUGUUGGACACAACAGUCCACUAACCUCUAUGUUAACUGACACGUUCAUGUCCUUUACCACCAAAAGCUGCACACGCACACACACACACACACACACAUGAAUGCUGAGCGAGCACGAAUGCAUUAGUUGACCUGACCGCAUUGGUAAUCAGUUUUAUUUUAAUCAAAUAUUUAUUAUUGGCUUAUUUUGUGGCAAAUAACUGUUGGGGGAGAAUCCCUGGAUGUUUUAUAUAUUUUGUCCCGCUGGCGUCAAACUAAAAGUCGGUUAUUUGGAUUCAUGUGUUGGUUUUCACCAUGAAGUAAUGUUACAGAAUGACCUCGACAGGCCACAGGGGUUUAUAAAAUAGAUGUUUACAAGGGGAUUCUUUUUAUUUUGAAGUUCCCCUAUUUCCUAAAAUGCCGUGAUACUAAUGAAAUUAAAAAUGUUAAUGUUGUUAUAUGGCACCAACUUUCCUACAGAGGAAGAUGUUUCAUUUAGUCCGGUUCACUGUGUUCACGGUCCUUAUGGGUCGGAUUCCAUGUCAUGUGACGGGCCAAAGAGGCCACGCCCAUUCCUCCCAGCAGGUUGGUUUGUUUGCUGCAGGGUGCUGUGAGGGGCGACCUGGUGACCGGCACCGUGCUGUCUCCUAUCCUCACUUCCUCCCCAGAAUCCACCUUUGAGUUGUGACUGAGCACCAAGUGUCACUGAUGGAGCGGCCUCUGACUCCGAAGACCCUCACCACAGCAGCCCCCCAGGCCCUGCAGCCUGAGACCUUCCCGUGGUCUAUGACGGGGGGCCUGCAGGCUGCUCGUGGUGAGCAGGAGAAGGAAGGGGCCGCAUCGAGUUCUUAUGUCCAGUAUUGUUGUUCAUGACUAAUAAAGGUGUUCUGCUGAUCCCUUCA
Messenger RNA from Gasterosteus aculeatus aculeatus (three-spined stickleback), 9201 nucleotides. The record is from RefSeq and is a predicted model, not a curated record. NCBI's taxonomy places the organism in Eukaryota, Metazoa, Chordata, Actinopteri, Perciformes, Gasterosteidae.